This is a messenger RNA of Formica exsecta, 1659 nucleotides long. RefSeq names its product WW domain-containing oxidoreductase (gene Wwox). Bases 110 to 1348 code for a protein of 412 amino acids. Gene Ontology annotation, molecular function: protein binding. The transcript has 7 exons. Lineage: Eukaryota; Metazoa; Arthropoda; Insecta; Hymenoptera; Formicidae. The record is from RefSeq and is a predicted model, not a curated record.
AAAGAUUAAAUACACACAGAUAUGGAUAAAUUAAGCUUUCGAAAAAAAUAGAGCGUGAUAUAUAAUUUAAAAUAUAAUUUAAAAAAGCAGAAAGAGAGCUUAUCAGGAGAUGGUGGGUGUUUUGAAUGAUUCCGAUAGCGAGGAUGAGCUACCGCCAGGGUGGGAGGAGAGGACAACGUUGGACGGGAAUGUUUAUUAUGUCAAUCAUUACACGAAAGGUACGCAAUGGACGCAUCCUAGAACCGGUCGUAAGAAGAUUGUCGACGGAGAGUUACCAGCUGGAUGGGAGAGAUGUAUAUCAGAUGAUGGUAAAGUGCUAUUUGUUGACCAUACAAACCGUACAACAACUUACACCGAUCCACGACUAGCAUUUGCUACUGAGUAUAGAGAGAUGUCUCAACCAAUGCGACAGAGAUUUGAUGGAAGUAGCACUGCUCUGGCAGUGUUGCAUGGCCGAGAUCUACGUAACAAAGUCGCUCUUGUUACAGGAGCCAAUAUAGGCAUUGGAUAUGAAACAGCCAGAUCAUUAGCUUUACAUGGCUGCGAUGUGAUAUUAGCCUGUAGGGAUAUAGAAAAGGCUAAUGAAGCUAUAAGACGCAUUCAACAAGAAAAGGAGACUGCAAAUUGUGUGGCUUUAGAAAUGGACUUAUCGUCACUGCGUAGCGUGCGAGAGGCUUUUGAGCAGUUCAAGCAGAAAUUCAAAUCUCUACAUAUUCUCAUAUUAAACGCCGGUGUGUUUGGAUUACCUUAUCAAUUGACAAAGGAUGGUUAUGAAACGACGUUUCAAGUUAAUCACCUGUCGCAGUUUUAUCUAACACUCUUGUUGGAGCAUAUUAUACAGCAUUCCAACAAUCCUAGGAUCGUAAUAGUAUCCAGUGAAUCUCACCGAUUUUCAAUGAUAUGUACUCCAGAAGAUAUUCACCAGUCAACUUUGUCUCCACCAGCGUACAAAUACUGGCAGAUGGCAGCGUACAACGAUUCAAAGCUCUGUAAUCUUCUAUUUGCGCAAGAACUGGCACGAAAGUGGCCCUCUGUAAGCGUAUUUGCUUGCCAUCCUGGUAACUUGGUGUCUACGUCCUUACCGCGUCAGUGGUGGCUAUAUCGAUUGUUGUUCGCCUUAGUACGGCCAUUCACAAAAUCAGUGCAACAAGCAGCGAGUACAGUAGUAUUCUGUGCUACAGCGCCCGAGCUAGAGGGUGUGACAGGAGGCUAUUUCAACAACUGUUAUCGUUGCCAACCAUCGAAUCCGGCAUUAAAUCUCACAUUAGCCGCGCGAUUAUGGACUCUCAGUCAGGACAUAAUAACAGAUGUUUUAAAAACAAAUGGAGAUAAUCAUAAAGAUGAAUAAGAGAGAAAUUUAUCUUAAUAAUAACAUAUACACAGACAGCCACAAUUUGCCAGCCAUUAGCAAGUGAAAUGGGAAAGAAUGUUUUUAAUCAUGUUAUAAUUAUACAAUAUUGUACACAUUUGCAUGAAAAAUUAAUAUUAAUAAUUAAUAAUUAAUAUUAAUUAAUAUUAAUUAAAAAUAAUUAAUAUUAAUUAAAAACAAAGAUUUUUAUAUUAAUAUUAAUAAUAAUAAUAUAAAAAUGUGCGUAAAUAGAUGCAAUCAAACCAUUUUAAUUUUAAAAGUGGGAUCAAGUAAUAAAUUGUGUGAAUUGU